Cucumis sativus (cucumber) is the source of this 3723-nucleotide messenger RNA. Its product is annotated as receptor-like protein kinase. NCBI's taxonomy places the organism in Eukaryota, Viridiplantae, Streptophyta, Magnoliopsida, Cucurbitales, Cucurbitaceae. Gene Ontology annotation, molecular function: protein binding; ATP binding; protein kinase activity. Gene Ontology annotation, biological process: protein phosphorylation. The record is from RefSeq and is a predicted model, not a curated record.
ACAACCAAAUUUCUUUCUCCUUUCUUCCCUCUUUCAACUCUCUUUCUUUUCCAUUUCAAACAACUUUCAAUUUUCACCAAUACCUUCCUUUCCUCUCCAUCUUCUUCAUAAUUGCUUUCUUUUUUAUCCCUCUCCUCAACACUCUUGCUUUCCCAAUUUCUCUUCUCUUCCAGUUUUGUGGGUUUUCUUAUUAUGCAGCUUCUCACCCGCCAUUUCUUCUUACUGGUAUGCUUCUCUUUCCAUUUCGUUGUUGUUGUUUUUGGUUUAACUUCAGAUGGGUUGGCCUUGUUAUCACUCCAAAGCCGCUGGACUACUCAUACCUCCUUUGUCCCUGUUUGGAAUGCCUCUCAUUCCACUCCCUGUUCUUGGGCUGGGAUUGAAUGUGAUCAAAACCUCCGUGUCGUCACCUUCAAUCUCUCUUUCUAUGGGGUUUCGGGUCACCUUGGACCUGAAAUUUCAAGUUUGACUCAGUUGCGUACUAUUGAUUUGACCACCAACGAUUUCUCUGGUGAAAUUCCUUAUGGGAUUGGUAACUGUAGCCAUUUAGAGUACUUGGAUCUCUCCUUCAACCAAUUUAGUGGACAAAUUCCUCAGUCAUUGACCCUCCUUACGAACUUGACGUUUUUGAACUUCCAUGAAAAUGUUUUAACUGGUCCAAUACCCGACUCCUUAUUUCAGAAUCUUAAUUUCCAGUAUGUGUAUCUUAGUGAAAACAAUCUCAACGGUUCUAUCCCUUCAAAUGUGGGGAAUUCGAAUCAGCUGUUGCAUUUGUAUCUGUAUGGAAAUGAGUUUUCUGGUUCCAUACCUUCUUCCAUAGGGAACUGUAGUCAAUUGGAGGAUCUUUAUUUGGAUGGGAACCAGUUGGUGGGAACAUUGCCUCAUAGUCUUAACAAUCUUGAUAAUCUUGUUAAUCUGGGUGUAAGCCGAAACAAUCUCCAGGGUCCAAUUCCUUUGGGUUCAGGAGUUUGUCAGAGUUUAGAAUAUAUAGAUUUGUCAUUCAAUGGUUAUACAGGAGGUAUACCUGCCGGGUUGGGCAACUGUAGUGCCCUAAAAACCUUACUUAUUGUAAAUUCCAGUUUAACAGGUCAUAUUCCUUCCUCCUUUGGCCGCCUAAGGAAGCUUUCACAUAUUGAUCUCUCUAGAAAUCAACUGUCUGGGAAUAUACCUCCUGAAUUUGGGGCUUGCAAAUCCUUGAAAGAAUUGGAUUUGUACGAUAACCAACUCGAGGGACGUAUCCCUAGUGAACUGGGCUUGCUAAGUAGAUUAGAGGUCCUUCAAUUGUUUUCAAACCGGUUGACUGGUGAAAUUCCAAUUAGCAUCUGGAAGAUUGCAAGUCUCCAACAGAUUCUUGUGUAUGACAACAACCUUUUUGGGGAAUUACCCUUGAUAAUAACAGAACUCAGGCACCUCAAAAUCAUUUCUGUGUUCAACAAUCAUUUUUCUGGAGUCAUACCUCAAAGUUUGGGACUCAACAGUAGCUUAGUGCAGGUGGAGUUCACCAAUAAUCAGUUCACUGGUCAAAUUCCACCUAAUUUAUGCUCUGGAAAGACAUUAAGGGUGCUAAAUUUAGGUUUGAAUCAAUUUCAAGGAAAUGUACCUCUUGAUAUUGGAACUUGUUUGACUCUUCAGAGAUUAAUUUUAAGAAGGAAUAAUCUAGCAGGGGUUCUGCCAGAAUUUACGAUAAAUCACGGUCUUCGAUUCAUGGAUGCCAGUGAAAAUAACCUCAAUGGAACAAUUCCCUCAAGUUUGGGAAAUUGCAUCAAUCUUACCUCAAUUAAUCUUCAAAGCAACAGGCUUUCAGGCCUUAUACCUAAUGGAUUGAGAAAUCUUGAGAAUCUUCAAAGUUUGAUUUUGUCUCAUAACUUCUUGGAAGGACCUUUGCCAUCUUCCCUCUCAAAUUGCACGAAGCUGGAUAAAUUUGACGUAGGAUUUAAUUUAUUGAAUGGUUCUAUACCUCGUAGUUUAGCCAGCUGGAAAGUUAUAUCCACGUUUAUAAUUAAAGAGAAUCGAUUUGCUGGAGGUAUCCCGAAUGUAUUAUCAGAACUUGAAAGCCUUUCACUACUAGAUCUUGGUGGCAAUCUGUUUGGAGGUGAAAUCCCUUCAUCUAUUGGAAAUUUGAAGAGUCUGUUUUACUCCCUGAAUCUUAGUAACAAUGGGUUAAGUGGCACACUACCUUCUGAGCUGGCGAAUCUUGUCAAGUUACAGGAAUUAGAUAUAUCUCACAAUAAUUUGACUGGAAGUUUAACUGUCCUUGGCGAACUAAGUUCGACAUUAGUUGAGCUUAACAUUUCAUAUAAUUUUUUCACCGGUCCAGUGCCACAAACAUUAAUGAAGUUAUUGAAUUCUGAUCCCUCAUCGUUCUUAGGUAACCCUGGGUUGUGCAUUAGUUGUGAUGUACCAGAUGGUCUAAGUUGCAAUAGAAAUAUCAGUAUUAGUCCUUGUGCUGUUCAUUCAAGCGCCCGUGGUAGCUCUCGACUUGGAAAUGUACAGAUUGCAAUGAUAGCUCUGGGGUCUUCACUUUUUGUUAUUCUUUUGCUUCUUGGGUUGGUUUAUAAGUUUGUUUAUAACAGAAGAAACAAGCAAAACAUUGAGACUGCUGCUCAAGUCGGAACAACUUCCUUGCUCAACAAGGUAAUGGAGGCCACCGAUAAUUUAGAUGAACGUUUCGUCAUUGGAAGAGGAGCACAUGGAGUUGUUUAUAAGGUCUCCCUGGAUUCAAAUAAAGUUUUUGCUGUAAAGAAGCUUACAUUUUUAGGACAUAAAAGGGGAAGCCGGGAUAUGGUUAAAGAAAUUAGAACUGUCAGCAACAUCAAGCACCGGAACUUGAUCUCUUUGGAAAGUUUUUGGUUGGGAAAAGAUUAUGGUCUAUUGCUUUACAAAUACUAUCCAAAUGGGAGCCUUUAUGAUGUGUUGCACGAGAUGAAUACAACUCCAUCUCUCACAUGGAAAGCCCGCUAUAAUAUAGCGAUCGGUAUUGCUCAUGCAUUGGCAUAUCUCCAUUACGAUUGUGAUCCUCCCAUUAUACACCGAGACAUCAAACCACAGAAUAUACUUCUAGAUUCGGAGAUGGAACCUCAUAUCGCCGACUUUGGUCUUGCAAAGCUAUUGGAUCAAACUUUCGAACCCGCGACUUCAUCUUCUUUUGCGGGUACAAUUGGCUACAUUGCACCAGAGAAUGCAUUUUCAGCAGCAAAGACCAAAGCCUCAGAUGUGUACAGUUAUGGGGUGGUUUUACUGGAGCUGGUGACGGGAAAGAAGCCAUCAGAUCCAUCAUUUAUAGAAGUCGGGAAUAUGACGGCUUGGAUUCGGUCGGUUUGGGGAGAAGAGAAUGAAAUAGAUAGAAUUGUUGAUCCAAGGCUUGAGGAAGAACUUGCUAAUUUGGAUCAUAGGGAGCAGAUGAAUCAGGUGGUUCUUGUGGCUUUGAGAUGCACAGAAAACGAGGCUAACAAAAGACCUAUAAUGAGAGAGAUUGUGGAUCACUUGAUUGAUUUAAAGAUCAGUCGUUAGAGCACACAUGACUAACCAUGCUUUUUCCUUCUACCCUAAACAUUUCUUACAAAUAACCGAAUGUGAUCGUUUAUUAUUAGGAUAGUAUAAUAGUGUCCAUCACUAUAUUUUUGUAUUUUUGUAUAUUGCUGGUCCGUAUAUAUUUAGUGUAUGUUUGAGAACGUUUUGAAGUAAUUUUGAAGGGUAUCAUGUUAAUCGAUCUAAUCUUUUAUUUUA